Rhododendron vialii is the source of this 4036-nucleotide messenger RNA. RefSeq names its product cellulose synthase-like protein D5. NCBI's taxonomy places the organism in Eukaryota, Viridiplantae, Streptophyta, Magnoliopsida, Ericales, Ericaceae. The transcript is spliced from 3 exons. Gene Ontology annotation, molecular function: cellulose synthase (UDP-forming) activity; mannan synthase activity. The coding region runs from base 286 to 3816 and encodes 1176 amino acids. Gene Ontology annotation, cellular component: trans-Golgi network; plasma membrane. The record is from RefSeq and is a predicted model, not a curated record. Gene Ontology annotation, biological process: plant-type primary cell wall biogenesis; cellulose biosynthetic process.
AGAUCAUUCGACCGUUAGAAUCUAGCCCUUUCUUACAAAAUCCCCCAAAUAUCUCAGGUAACUCCACAUACCAAAUUCAAAUCUUCUCCCAGACUUCAUCUCUUCUCUUUUCUACUUGAGAUAUAAUUCUCCAUCUGGUUUCUGUUGAUUCAAUUGAUUCCACCCACCAAACUUUCUACUUCUCUCUCUACAUGCCCAUCGGUCAGCCAAUCUUGACAUUUUUCUCCCUUCUUUCUAUCAGAUAAGUUCAAGAUUUCUGAGAAAAAAGCACACUCAAGAAUCAAGAUGGUUAAAAUGGCUGAUUCUUCUUCUCCAUCAUCUCCGGUGACCAUAACGAUCUCCACUUCAGUGCCGGCUCAGAGCAUCGGCUUAACAAGUCCGGUCCGCCGCUUUUCUGUUUCAAACAAUCCGAUUUCCCCUCUCAGUAACAGAGGAGGGCAGAAGGGUUCAAGCGGAGGAAACCGCCGUACUUCCAGUGGCGGAGGAAGAUAUCUUUCAAUGUCCAAGGACGAAAUAGAGGAAUGUGUUUCUUACACAGUCCACAUCCCUCCAACGCCCGACCGCCGCCCAGUUUCAGACUCUCAAAACAGCCGCCUAGUAUCAGACUCUCAGAACAGCUUGCCCUCCGGCCACCCACUGGGGAGUUACAUCAAGGACACCAUGUACACCGGUGGAUUCAACUCGGUGACUCGUGCUCAUGUUCUUGAGAGUUCUCUUGAUGAAUCCAAGGUUGUUAAGUCGGAAUUGAUUUGUGGAAUGAAGGGUUGUGAUGAGAAAGCACAAGAUGGGAAUUGGAAAUCUCAAUGCGAAUGCGGGUUCAAGAUUUGCAGGGAUUGUUACCUGGAAUGUGUUGGAAUUGGGGGAGGGUAUUGUCCCGGUUGUAAGGAACCGUAUAAGGAUUUUAGCGAUGAUGAGAGCACCGAACACGGUUCGGAAGAAAAGGACCAACCGCAUCCAUUGCCAAGAGGGAUGGGUGGGGUUAAGCUAGAUAAGAAUUUCUCUCUGGUUCAGUCGUUCAAAGCACCAAACCAUGAGUUUGACCACACUCGGUGGCUGUUUGAGACAAAGGGCACGUAUGGGUAUGGAAAUGCGGUGUGGCCUAAAGAUGGGUAUGAAUUUGGAAGAGGGAAUAAUGAUAGGUGCGAAAACCCUCCGGAUUUCAAAGAGAGAAGAAACAGACCUCUGACCCGGAAGGUUGGGGUGUCUACUGCAAUUAUCAGUCCAUACAGGUUGCUUAUAUUCAUUCGCCUUGCUGCGCUCGCUUGCUUCCUAACAUGGAGAGUUUCGCAUCCAAAUCACGAAGCAAUGUGGUUAUGGAUGAUGUCAGUGGUUUGUGAGUUCUGGUUUGCGCUCUCAUGGAUUCUAGAUCAGCUCCCAAAGCUCUGCCCUGUAAACAGAAUAACUGACCUCUCUGUUCUGAAAGAGCGUUUUGAACCAUCCGCCUUGAACCUCCGCAACCCCAAAGGCCUCUCUGACCUUCCAGGAGUUGAUGUCUUUGUUUCAACAGCUGACCCUGAAAAAGAACCACCUCUUAGCACUGCAAACACCAUUCUUUCAAUCUUAGCAGUCGAUUAUCCGGUGGAGAAGUUGGCUUGUUAUCUAUCAGAUGAUGGGGGGUCUCUUGUAACAUUUGAAGCACUAGCUGAGGCUGCAAGCUUUGCAAGGAUAUGGGUUCCCUUUUGUCGCAAACACAAGAUAGAACCCAGGAAUCCAGAGGCUUACUUUGGGCUGAGGCGUGAUCCCCUAAAGAACAAAGUAAGGCUGGACUUUGUGAGGGAAAGGAGACGAGUGAAGAGGGAAUACGAUGAAUUCAAGGUGAGGAUAAAUGCCUUACCGGAGGCAAUAAGGCGAAGAUCAGACGCUUACAAUGCCCAAGCAGAAAUGAGAGCAAAGAAGAAACAGAUGGACAUGGGGGAAAGUGCUUUUGAAUCUGUUAAAGUCCCAAGGGCUACUUGGAUGUCCGAUUCAUCUCAUUGGCCUGGAACUUGGUCAUCAGCUGAGGAAGGCCAUUCGAAAGGGGACCAUGAGGGUAUAAUUCAGAUAAUGUUGGUUCCACCAAAUUCAGAUCCAGUUUUUGGGACAGAAGCUGAUGGGGUUAACUUGAUUGACACAACAGAUGUGGAUACCAGAUUGCCAAUGCUGGUUUAUGUGUCUCGUGAGAAACGGCCUGGUUUUGAUCACAACAAGAAAGCUGGAGCCAUGAAUGCCCUAGUCCGGACCAGCGCGAUUAUGUCAAAUGGCUCGUUUAUUCUCAAUCUUGACUGCGACCACUACAUCUACAAUUCUAUGGCUAUGAGGGAAGGAAUGUGCUUCAUGCUUGACAGGGGUGGUGACAAGAUAUGUUUUGUUCAGUUCCCACAGAGGUUCGAAGGGAUUGAUCCGAAUGAUCGGUACGCAAACCACAACACUGUGUUCUUUGAUGUUAGCAUGAGAGCACUGGAUGGACUACAAGGCCCUAUGUAUGUUGGGACAGGCUGCAUUUUCCGGAGGAUUGCUUUGUACGGGUUCAGUCCACCGCGAGCCACAGAACACCAAGGGUGGUUUGGUAGAAGGAAAAUAAAAUUCUCAUUGAGGAGGCGUAAGGCGGCAAAGAAUGGAGAGAAUGACGAUGAAAUGAUCUUGCCAAUCAAUGAGGAUCAAAACGACGAAGAUGAAUUCACCAAGGCUUUGAUUCCACCCCGGUUUGGCAACUCUACUUCCCUGAUUGAUUCUAUUGCAGUAGCUGAAUUUGGAGGAAGACCACUUCAUGAGUUGAGAGGAAAAGGUAGCCACGGGAGACCAUCUGGCUCUCUUGCAGUGCAACGCGAGCCUUUAGAUGCUUCAGCUCUAGCAGAAGCAAUCAGUGUCAUAACCUGUUUCUAUGAGGAUAAAACUGAGUGGGGCAAAAGGGUGGGAUGGAUAUACGGUUCUGUAACCGAAGAUGUGGUAACAGGUUAUCGUAUGCACAACAGAGGGUGGAGAUCAAUUUACUGUGUCACGAGACCAGAUGCAUUCCGAGGCACAGCUCCAAUAAAUCUAACAGAUAGGCUCAAUCAAGUCUUGAGAUGGGCAACUGGUUCUGUUGAGAUCUUCUUUUCUCGAAAUAAUGCACUCUUUGCAACUCGAAGAAUGAAGUUCCUCCAAAGGGUUGCAUACUUCAAUGUGGGAAUGUACCCCUUCACCUCUAUUUUCCUCCUUACCUAUUGCUUCCUCCCUGCAUUCUCGCUUUUCUCGGGGAAAUUCAUAGUCGAAUCCCUCAACGUGACGUUUCUAACCUUCUUGUUGGCGAUCACGCUGACCUUGUCCAUGCUUGCACUUCUGGAGAUCAAAUGGUCUGGAAUCACUCUCCAUGAUUGGUGGAGAAACGAACAGUUCUGGUUGAUUGGUGGAACUAGUGCUCAUCUAGCAGCCGUGUUUCAAGGACUACUCAAGGUUAUAGCAGGAGUUGACAUCUCAUUUACUUUGACCUCAAAAUCAGCUGCGCCCGAAGAUGGAGACGAUGAGUUUGCAGAGUUGUACGAGUUUAGAUUUACGAUUCUCAUGAUCCCACCGAUAACCAUCAUUUUGGUUAACAUGACCGCAAUCGCGGUGGGGGUGUUCAGGACAUUAUAUAGCCCCUUCCCUCAAUGGAGCAAGCUACUUGGAGGGGUGUUCUUUAGCUUCUGGGUACUGUCUCAUCUUUACCCUUUUGCUAAGGGGUUGAUGGGAAGGAGAGGGAAGAUUCCCACAGUAGUGUAUCUGUGGUCUACGUUGAUCUGCAUCAUUAUCUCAUUGCUUGCUGUGUACGUCUACCCUCCAUCAGGAAGGCAGGAUUCCAAUUUGUUCCAAUUUCCUUAGUUUGUUUGCAGUAGCAGCCAACAGAGUAUGAAGUUCCUCAACUUCAGGUAUCAGUUGCUGUUUUAUAUCCGUUUUCAAUGUUGUUUGACUUAGUGCCUUAGUAACUGUAAUACAUAUGUUGUGUCAGCAGCACAUUGUCGCCAUACAAUUUGCUCGACUUUUGUCAAAUGAUUUACUUGUAUGCCAGAACAGAAAAUCGGUAUAUUAGUUUGUGUUUUCA